AUGUUGACGCAAGAAGAAGCUUUCUUCGGCUAUCCUUUAUUCCCUUCCCAGUCUGCCGUACUUGUAGAUACAGACACGGAAAUCCUGUCUGCGGCGAAAGACGUCACCAUCACACAGGCGCUCUCAAUCCUCUCUGCCGGCGUCUUCGCUCUCUAUGUCAACAGACGCUUCAUCAGAUCUCAGCUGCCGCCAUGGCUUAGGCCAUUUGCCAAUGAAGGCGCUCCCGAAGGCGUCAAGCGACCGUUUUGCUCCGUCUGGGCCAUUUUCUUGCUCCUCAUCAGCAUCACAGGGCUCGUUCUCUCCCUUGUCCCCGUCUUGCUGAACCCGACCCGCUACCUGUACCUCUGGGAGGCGGUUCCCUGGGCUUCGGCCCUCUCCAUCACCAUCUUGGACCGUCCGACAAAGGCCCCAAAGCUCUUGUUGCUCCAAUACACGGCCAUACUGGGCGCCAGCACCGUCAUGUACGCCAUUCGGUUCCUGGAUCGCUCUCUCUACGGCAUCGACCGCUUCCGUCUUGCCCGGAUGGCGCUCUCCGGCCUGGCCAUGAUGCUCAUCUGCAUGAUGCCUCUCCGAGAGCCCAGCUGGGGCAGCAGAGACAUUGGCCAGUCUCACGAGAAGCCCUCGCGCGCCCUUCGCAGCCCCGAAGACGACCUGAGCCUCUUCCGCUUCUGGACAAUGAGCUGGGUCAACCCCCUGGCCCUGCUCUGCCGCAAGCGCGAAAUCACAGAGGACGACGUCUGGCAGCUGCCCUUUGAGUUUCAGCACUUCCGCCUGUACAUGGCCUUCCGUGAGCUCCAGGGCAAGCUCCUCCCGUGCUUGAUCCGGGCCAAUGGCUUGGAUCUGACGAUUGCGACGCUGCUGGCCGUGUCCGAGAGGGUGGCCGAGGUGUCCAACAUCCGGCUGACGAGCCAGCUGUACAAUGCGCUGGACGCGAGGAACCCGGACGACGCCGUCUUUUGGGGCCUGGUGAUGCUGGUUCUUGACUGUGCCCGCCAGCUGUGCAAGACGACAUCUUCGUGGUACUCCCGCAAAGCGUAUGAGCGGUCUCGCGGGGAGGCCUUCAUUGCGCUCUUCGGCAAGCUUCUGACGCGCGCAGUUCCCGGAUCGGAUGUGACGGAAAAGGGUGCCGAUGAAGCAGGUGACCAUGCAGAGAAUGGGAAGCCCAGGACAUGGCUGGCCAGGAUGCUAUGGAGGAAGCCCAGCACCCCUAGACACAGCUCCAAGACACUCCCCGGAUCGGCCUCCAACGCCAAAGUUGUCAAUCUUGUGCGAGGAGAUACGUACGAAAUCUCGCAGCGGUUCUGGGAAUUCCCCAAGCUCGUCUCCCAGCCCAUCAAGGUCGUCGUCACCAUGUACUACCUCAUCGACAUCAUGAGCUGGCCGUCGGCCAUUGGCGUCGGGCUGAUGCUCGUCUUCCUCUUCGUCAACUCGACACUGGUCGGCAAGCUGAUCAAGCUCGAACGACAGCGAACAUCCAUCUCCGACAAGCGCGCCCAGGCCGUCUCGCACUUUGUCGAGGCCAGCCGCCCCCUCAAGCUCAACGGCUGGACCGCCACCUGGAGCGCCAGGAUCAUGAAGUUCCGGGGCCUGGAAAUGGCCAAGCGGCUGAGCAUUGCCUACGCCUCCGCUGCCAUUUCGACCGUCAGCGUCGCCGGCGGGACGACGUAUCCGCUGGCCAGCAUCGCCUUGUACACGCUCAUUCUUCGGCAGGGGCUGCCGAAUGAUGUGAUUUGGCCAUCGCUGCAGCUGUUCUCCCAGCUGGAGAUGAGCGUCAAGGAGGCGUUUGAUCUCAUCUCGGCGUACUGGAAGGCCACGAUCCCCAUCGAGCGAGUCAACAAGUACAUGGCCGAGCCCGAUAGGGACGACAUCUCUAACAACCCCAACAGCGUCACGGACAUCGAGUUCCGCAACGCCUCCUUUUCCUGGCCCUCCACCGACAAGCGCAUCCUCCGGGACCUCAACUUCAACUUCACAAAGGGCCUCACUGUCAUCCGAGGCAAAGUCGGGUCUGGAAAGUCGAGUCUUUUGCUCGCCGCCCUCAACGAGAUGGAGCUCCACGAAGGCGACCUCAUCAGGCCCGACGUCCCCGUGGCGUAUACCCAGCAGCUGCCGUGGCUGCAGAACAAGACGAUCCGAGAAAACAUUGUCUUCCACCAGCCGUUUGACUCGGCAAGAUACCAGCAGGUCCUUCAUGCCUGCGCCCUGUUACCCGACCUCGCCCUGCUCCCCGAGGGCGACCAGACGAAGCUCGAAGAAGGCGGCAUUGGGCUUUCCGGAGGCCAAAAGGCGCGCGUCUCCCUUGCCAGGGCAGUGUACAGCCAGUGCAGAAUCAUGUUACUGGACGACCCGCUUGCUGCCCUGGACCACGACACAGCGAGUGCGAUUGUUCGUCGCUUUCUCCAGGGGCCUCUUGCCGAGGGCCGGACCAUCGUUAUGGUGACGCACCGAGAUGAUCUGGUACUCCGGAUAGCCGACAAGGUGAUUGACCUGGUCGAUGGAAAGGCAACUGUGCUUUCAGAGGAGCAGGUCAGGCUCGAACUCGAGCACCCGUACCACGACAACGCAAAGACGACGCACGAUGACUCUGAAGCAGCCCACGACAUCUCCUCUGAGAACAUCCCCGCACUCAAAGAUGCCCCUGAAGAACCAGCAAAGACGGGGAGCGUGCCCCUGAGUGUAUACAGCGAAUACAUCCUCGCGGGCGGAUGGCACCUCUGGGUCCUCCUCGGCUUCUCCUACGGCGCCUCCCGGGUAUGCGACAUCUCGCGAGCCCGCCUGCUCGAGGCAUGGGGUUCCGGCUCCGUUCAGGGCGGCGGCACGGAGGAGAGCACGCGCUGGGGCGUCCUUCCCACGCCAGACACGCACCCGGUCCCCUGGCUCCUCGUCCUCGCCAGCCUCUCAGCAUGCCAAAUCGCGACAUACGCCGCGGCCCAGCUGCUCCUUGCGCAAAUCAGCGUCCGGGCAGCGCAGGAGCUCUUCAAAACGGCCAUUGAAAAGGUCAGCAGGGCAACCUUCCGGUACCACGACACCACGCCGACGGGCCAGCUUAAGAACCGGCUCAUCGCGGACAUGGGCAUGGUCGACGGCGGCAUCGUCGCGCCGCUCGAAUCCUUCGUGUACAACUUCAUCGCGCUCGCGCUGAGCCUCGUGGCCAUCGCCUCCCACCAGCCCGCGCUGCUCGUCAUGCUCGCCGCCGUGGCGGCCCUCUUCGUGCACUUCUUCCGGACCUACGUCCCCGUGUCGCGCUGCCUGCGCCGCAUGGAGAUGCGCUACCUGACGCCCAUCAUCGCCAACAUCGGCGUCAUGCAGGACGGCCUCGUGACCAUCCGCGCGCUGCGCGUCGAGCGGCACUUCCAGGACCGGCACCUCGAUGCCGUGGACGACUUCCAGAAGCAGGACCACUUCUUCUGGAGCAUGGCCUUUUGGCUGGAUUUCAGGCUGAGCCUGAGUUCUGCGGUGACGCGCACGGCUUUGAUCCUGUUCAUGGUCUGGCGCGGGACGAGCGCGAGCGCGGUGGGAUUCGUGCUGACGCAGACGACGAUUGCAAUGGCGGCUGUGCAGCAGCUCUGCGAGCGGUUUGCGCAGCUGCAGCUCGAUGCCGUGUCGCUAGAGCGCGUGAGCAUGCUCAAGGAGAUCCCCGAGGAACCGAGUGGCGGAGAGGAGCCCCCCGAGGACUGGCCGCGACCGUGCGACGACGUCAAGUUUGAGCGCCUCUCGUUCAAGUACGACGCUCACCUGCCCUGCGUGCUGGAUAAAGUCUCGUUUGAGAUCCCCGGCGGCUCGACGUGCGCCGUUCUCGGACGCACGGGAUCCGGCAAAUCAACCAUUGCCAACGCCCUCCUCAUGACACAAGCCCCCCACGAAGGCACCCUCAGCAUCGGCAGCGUCAAUCUUUCACACGUCAACCGGACGUCUCUCCGCCAACGCAUCACGUUCAUCCAGCAGGACCCCAUCCUCUUCCCCGGCACUCUCCGCGACAACAUCGACCCCAGCGGCUCCUUUACCGAAAAGGCCUGCCAGGAAGCCAUAGCGCGCGUCCUCGGGGCUUCGUUCAGCGUCGCCACGCAGAUUGACGCCGCGGGGAAGAACCUCAGCCAGGGACAGCGUCAGCUCGUGGGCAUCACGCGCGCCGUGCUAAGGAGGAGCGGAUUGGUGAUUCUGGAUGAGGCGACGGCGUCGAUUGAUCGCGGGACGGCGGCGACGGUGCAGCGGAUCUUGAGGGAGGAGUUGAGGAGCAGCACGGUGGUGACGAUUGCGCAUCGGCUGGAGGCUGUGGAGGAUGCGGAGUGGUGUUUGAGAUUGGAAGGGGGGAGGGUGGUUGAGUGUGGGCCGGCGAAGGGGGGGAGAUAG
Trichoderma reesei QM6a is the source of this 4350-nucleotide messenger RNA. RefSeq lists its product as uncharacterized. Gene Ontology annotation, molecular function: ATP hydrolysis activity; ABC-type peptide transporter activity; ATP binding. Gene Ontology annotation, cellular component: fungal-type vacuole; membrane. The record is from RefSeq and is a predicted model, not a curated record. Gene Ontology annotation, biological process: transmembrane transport. Lineage: Eukaryota; Fungi; Ascomycota; Sordariomycetes; Hypocreales; Hypocreaceae. The transcript has a single exon. The coding region runs from base 1 to 4350 and encodes 1449 amino acids.